AUGGUGGGCGGCGUCCACUCGCUGUACCUCAUCGUGCCGCUGCUGCUGCUGCUGCUCAUCAUGGCGGCCGUGGCGGUCAGCGUGUGGCGCUGCCACUCCCUGAAGCGCGCGCAGCCCCGCAGCCCGGGCCUGGGGCCCCCCCACCACGGCCACGUGCUGUCGGUGGUGUCCAGCGAGCGCUGGGGGCGGGACUACCAGCACGCCGACCCGGCGGAGCUCAGCGUGCACAGCAGCCCCGCCUGGCCGGGCUCGGAGGGGGGGCCCGGGCGGGGGGGCGACCCGCCGCCCUCCUACGAGGAGGCGGUGGGCCACGGCGACGUGCUGGUGGAGACGGAGCCCCCCCCCCAGUACGAGGACAUCGUCAACAGCAGCGCCAGCAGGGGCGGAAGGAGCGGGCGACCCCGCCAAGCCAAAACCGGUCACCAGCUGGGCCGCCCCCUCCCCACCGUGGGGGCGACAUGUAAGAGGACGACCCGCUUCAUCAGCAGAACGCUUAUGACCGAGUCGCUCAAAUUUGACACGGACUCCUCGGACUGGGUCCAAGUGACUAAUUCGUGA
Menidia menidia (Atlantic silverside) is the source of this 558-nucleotide messenger RNA. The record is from the annotation of a GenBank genome assembly. Lineage: Eukaryota; Metazoa; Chordata; Actinopteri; Atheriniformes; Atherinopsidae.